Messenger RNA from Lytechinus pictus (painted urchin), 4358 nucleotides. Its product is annotated as alpha-ketoglutarate-dependent dioxygenase alkB homolog 3-like. The record is from RefSeq and is a predicted model, not a curated record. Gene Ontology annotation, cellular component: nucleus. Gene Ontology annotation, biological process: DNA repair; DNA alkylation repair. The transcript is spliced from 9 exons. Gene Ontology annotation, molecular function: dioxygenase activity. NCBI's taxonomy places the organism in Eukaryota, Metazoa, Echinodermata, Echinoidea, Temnopleuroida, Toxopneustidae. The coding region runs from base 170 to 1069 and encodes 299 amino acids.
AUCUUGAAGUAAGGCUAGAUAUGUUUCGUAAACAUUACUUCAGCUGAACGAAUUUAUUUUGCUUCUUAAUCUUUGCAUUUUUUUAUGCUAUUUACUUAAUCCCAAGGUUACCAUCUUUAGUUAAGUGUUGUAUUAUACUGAAAGGUAGCCCUGCAUACAGCUUGAUAAAAUGGCCGAUAACAAGAGACAGAGAGCAAGAAUACAAGGAUCAUGGGCUGCCCCACCAUCCAAAGGAAAGGCCAGAGGUAGGCCUACUGGUCCAGGCCCUGGAUCAAAGCCUCCAUCUAGACCAGGUCCCAACCCCAAUGCAGUGUCCAUGACAAGUAAGACCCCAGAGACUACAACAUCUCCUACAACAAAGGGCCAAUCAGAUUGUCUGCCGCAGACACUGACAUUUACAGAGACAGGUCCGAUAAGAAGAAUUCCUGAACCAAAGGAGAUUGUGAAAGAUGGGUCUUAUGUGAUCAGUGUGGAACCUGGAGGGGAGGCUAGGAUUACUCUAACAAGGGAUUUUUUGCUGCCUGAAGAAGCCGAUUAUGUGUUUGCUACGCUACGAGAUGAGAUCCCCUGGGCUCAGAAACAGAACUGCAUACAAGGACAAACAUUUGAUGAGCCAAGGCUAACAUGCUGGUUUGGGGAAUACCCCUAUGCUUACACCAAAGUCAGAUGGGAAAAAAAUACAGAUUGGAAUGAAACUUUGCUUUAUGUGAAAAGUCGUAUCGAAGAGAAGACCGGACAAACCUUCAACAGCUGCCUUCUGAACUACUACCGUAGUGGCAAAGACCACGUCUCCUGGCAUAGCGAUGAUGAGCCCUCGCUUGGGUCGAAACCUGCAAUCGCCUCCGUCUCCCUCGGUGACUCAAGGACGUUUGAGAUGAGGAAAAAGCCUCCUCCUGAAGAGAAUGGAGACUAUACGUACACAGAGAAACUUAAGAUUCCGCUCACACAUGGCAGUUUACUCAUGAUGGAAGGAGCUUCUCAGGAUGAUUGGCAGCAUCAGAUACCGCGAGAAUAUCAUGACAGGGAUGCGAGGAUCAAUUUAACGUUCAGAACAAUAUUCCCAGAAUGAAGUAUAUCAACCAAACCGUCAUCACUUCUCAACUAACUCUGAAGCUGAGCCGAGAUAUUUUCACAAGGAUUAAUCUAAUGUUCAGACUGAUUUUUCCAGAAUAGAUAAGAUACCAAAUAACCAAAUUAGAUUACAACCAACCAACGGAUCAUCACAUCUUGACUAACUCUGUAACUGGGCCGAGAUCUAAGGAUUAAUCUUAAGUUCAGAACAAUAUACCCAGAAUGAAGUGUAUCAACCAACCAAUCGACCGGUCAUCACAUCUCAACCAACUCUAAAGCUAAGCCGGGAUAUAAGGAUUAAUCCAACACUCAGAACAAUCUACCCUGAGUGAAGUACAUCAAUCAACCAGUCAACGCAUCAAUAGCUGACAUUGAACCUUUGCCAAGAUGUAAUGAGUAAUUGAAUGUUUAGUACAAUCUACCCAGAAUCAAGUUGAUAUCAACUAACCAACCAACCAACAGAAUGAAUGGAUCAUCACAUCUUGACUAACUCUGUAACUGGGCCGAGAUGUAGAAGAAAUCUGACGUUUAGUACAAUCUACCCAGAGUGAUGUUGAUAUGAACCCACCAACCAACCAACUAAAUGUCAUCACAUCUUAGCUAAUCAUGGACCAAAGCUGAAAUGUAAGGAGAAAACUUAAGUUCAGAACAUUCUACCUAGAAUGAAGUAGAUAUUAACCAACCAAUCACUCAAACCAUCUUUAUAAUAGCUAACAUUGAAACACUGCAGAUUGACCGAGAUGUGAGGAUUAAUCGAACAUUUACUUAGAACACUCGAACACUCUACUUAGAUUGAAGUAGAUAUGAACAAGGUACGUUUAGAACAGUUCUAACAAGCCCAUGGCAUAGCCGCUGGCAUGUGGACUAUUUCAAAACUGGGGGCAACUAUUCUAAUGCCUGCGCAGAAUGAUGUGUAUUACAUUUAUGUUCUAUAAAAUAGUCUGUGGGUCCUUGUCAUUUGACAAACCGUCCUCAAAACCAUGACCAGUCAAUAGAGCUAGUCAUUAGUACCAGUUGUUAGAACAUUUUCCUAUUAGCUGAAAUAAUGGACUGGUCACAUGAUGCAUUUCAGCCAAUCAUUUGUUUAGGAUCCAUAUCACCAUUAUAUAACACAAAUCUGGGAAUUGAUAAAUGCAUUGGAUGAUGUGAGUUGUGUUUAGUUUGCAACAUGGCCUAGAGCAUCGUCCCACAAUGCUAAGUGAUCGUUAUAAUAAUUAUGAUUAAUUCAAUUGAUCAUAAUGUGCAAUCAAUACUACAUCUCAACUGUGCAAUCGCUAAGGUUUGUGGGAACCCCAAAUUCCAUUCCUGGGUUGUCUAACAUGAAUGGAUAUGAUUAAUAUUUAUAAUUGAUUGUCACUUUGCAUAAAUAGUUUCCAAUAGACCUACAGUUCUGCUGAAAUGUAUAACUCUGGGAAAUAUUACACGGGGGGGGGGGGGGGGGGGAGAGCCCUGGAAAAUGAAAAACUUCCUUAUUCAUCGCAAUGUUAAGCUUAUCCAAUGUUGCAGAUGUAGGCAGUUGGUUGUGAAAGUUAGCCCCUGAAAAUGAAAUUUGAAAAAUCUUUUUUUAUCUUAUCUUAUCUUCUGUGUUACAGGGCUCUAUCCUUACAUCAUGUAAUAAAUAAUGUAUCAUAUUUUUCUUUAAAAAAAAAAUUGUUUUGGGGGCACUUUUCCUGACUCGGACCACAGCCAAUGGCCUAGAACGUCUAAUUUUCAUUUUAUCUACUUUUUAAUUUUGCACUUUAUUAAAUGAAAAUUGGGUUCAUAAACAGUUCAUCUGAUUACAUAGUCAAAGAGUUGUUAGGCCCAGUUUGUUAUAGAUGACAUGGAUGUAGACAAAAUGGUAAAAUUGGCUAUGUGGCAAUUAGACCAAAAUUGAGAAGAUGAACAGGUUGUAGACAAACUGUGAUUAGACCAUGUUUGUUUGGACCAAAUGGAAAUUAGACAAAAUAGGUGUAGGCCAAGUGCCAUUUUACCAGAUUUAGCAUGUGACAUUGUCUUGUACUAUGUGAUUUUAUGGAACAUCAUAUUGAAGUUAUUCUAAUAUUACAGCUUGUUAUAAUUUUGAUUGUAUAUAUUAUACAUACAGUACCUGCCAGCUGUCUAUUUAAUAUGGACAUUUCAAUUUUUGUAUUACUGCAAGUCACUUCCAUUAUUAUAUGCCUAUUGUGUGAAAAAUCUGUCUACUAAGUUAUAUGUAGGGGUGUCGUGGUUAUGACUCUCAUCUGUCAAUCAGAGGGACGUGGGUUUUUUUCCCAGCCAUGGCAUGUUUUCCUUUGCAAGAAAUUUGCCUAUAUUGUGCUGCACUCAACCCAGGUGAGGUGAAUGGGUACCCAGCAAGAUAAAUUCCUUGAAAUGCACGGAGUGCUGGAAGGCAGUUCGAGGUAAAGCUGUGGCUUGUGCUGGUCGAUAUUUGAUUUCAGUAUCAAUUGAUUAAUGCUUGCAAAAUAUCGCUGGUAACAUGAUAUAUUCCAGAGUCUGAAAAUUCAUUAUUUACGUUCAUUAGCUGCACUGUUGUGAGAGCAAGAAAGGGGAUUAAAAGUAACACUUUCAUCCGUGCUUUCCAUAAAGAGCGGGCAUUUGGGUAUUGAGUUGAUUUAAAGCUGUACAGAGUAUUUGUGGUCAAUAAAUAAUAACAAUAUCGGUAUAUUUACCCAGGGUAGCCACUUCAGUUCCAAAACUGUUCUGCCAGCAGGCCCUGCUAUUAUUACCCUGGCUAAGCUAGGCUUCCUAUUCAGGUGCACACAGCUUUUUGAGGAAUUACUUCCUGCCGGUAGCCAUUUACCUCACCUGGGUCGAGUGCAGCACACUGUGGAUGAAUUCCUUGCUGAAGGAAACUACGCCAUGGCUGGGAUUCGAACCCACGACCCUCUGUUUCAAAGUCCGGAGACUAAUCCACUGGGACACGACCCUCCACGUCAUGAUUAACUUUUCAUAAUCAACAAUAGGCAGAUCGUAAUACCAUGAUAUAUUAACAUAAUCAAAUACAGAUAGAUGGCGCUUUAUAAAUGGGAAACUCUGCCAUGUCCCUAUUUCCAGCCUCUGUCUUCCACUUUGUCCCACUUUCUUAGGCUUCAGUGUUGUAUUAUGUAAUGAGGUUAAUAUUUCUCAUUAAUAUAUCUCAUUUUUAAAAUUAAGCAUUGAUAUUCUUCAUUGUAGUAAUGAUUGCUUAACUUAAUAUGAUAUGAAACAUUUUAUGUAGUUAUUUUUAUUCAAAGUUGAUGAAUGCAAUUGUUGGAAGAGCCAGUAUGAAUUAUUUAUGAAUUAAAUACUGAAAUUAUUUUUUUUUA